CUUAUUUUUUAAUGACAUUAAAUAUGCAUGAAGGAACCAUUGYCGUAGUACAAAGAGGAAUCAUCCGCACCAAGUUUCAGAAGAAAAUCGGUUGGGCAUUGUUCACUCUCCUAUUUAUUUGGUGAUAGCUUUCAAGAGAAGUGUGGCGGCUGAUCCGACGACAGCGCCAGCGGUCAUGAGAAUGGCUGGGCUAGGUGUAGCCUUGAGUUCUCCGAGUUGAGCGAAUGCAGGUUCAUCUUCAGAAAGUUCGUAAGUUCCGGUGGUAGAGAGCUUGUCCAUGCUUACCAUCACGCGCUUAACCAUGGACUCCUCAGCUUUUCGGAGCCAAACACGAGGGUCGUAGAACUUCUUAUUAGGUUUGUCUGCUCCGUCAGGAUUACCAAUUUGACCUUGGAGGUAUGCGCGCUUGUCUUUUUCAUAAGCACGGAGACCAUCCCAGUAAGACCACUGAGUAUCGGUAUCAAUGUUCAUUUUGACUACUCCGUUUGCAACGGCAGUUCCGAUUUCUUCAUCGGUGGAACCAGAUCCUCCGUGCAUGACAAGGAAAAUUGGCUUUUCGGCUUCACAGCCCAACAUUUUCUUGGCAUAGGCUUGGUGRUUUCCGAGCCGUUCGGGAGAGAGCUUGACAUUCCCUGGCUUGUACACACCGUGGACAUUUCCGAAGGCGGCAGCGAUCGAAAACAUAGGCCCAAUCUUUGAAAGUGCCUCGUAGACAGAGUAAACUUGCUCGGGUGUUGUAUAAAGUUUUUCUGGAUCGACGUCUUCGUUAUUCACACCAUCCUCCUCUCCUCCAGUGAUACCAAUUUCCAUUUCCAACCAAAUCUUCAUGGGAGCCAUGCGCUUGAAGUAUUCAACACAGAUGGCGAUAUUUUCGUCAUCGGGUUCCUCGGAAAGAUCAAGCAUGUGGGAAGAGAAGAGAGGUUCUCCAAACUUGUUAUAAAAAUCUUCGUCGGCCUUGAGCAUAGAGUCGAACCAAGGCAGGAGCUUCUUGGCACAGUGAUCAGAGUGAAGGACAACAGGAACCCCAUAAUAUUUGGCGACAGAUCGAACAUGCAUGGCAAGAGCAAUAGAUCCAGCGGCGGCUCCGUCGGCGUUCUUCACACCUUUUCCCAAAAGGAAAGAACCUCCCCCAUUGGAAACUUGAAUCAUUACAGGUGCUUUGGCUUUGCGKGCAGCCUCUAAGACGGCAUUGGCGGUUGAAGAACUGCUCAUCGAAGAAUCAUGGGGGAAAAUGCCACAUCAAGCACAAAACAAAAGAGCGUGAGAGGAAAUCAAGUUUUUUCUUAAUGCCGUAAAACGAAUACUUUCGGCAAAGAUAUUAAGAAACUGCUACGACGUCAUUUUUGCAAAACGUGUGGCUUGCUGUUGGUAAUUGUCCAACAUUUCAAUAGAUAAUUYUAUUGUAUCUGAUAAAAGAUCGCUGUCAACAACAUCAGCUACAGUGSAACGCACCUGGUACAGUUCACAGCAGGAAUGGCGUAGUUAUUGGCACGGGCAUGUUCCAUAAGUUUCAUCAGGUUAUCACCUGUAACAACACCGGCGGGCACAAUAUCAGCGAGACUCAUCUUGGUUAAUAAUUGAGGUAAUUUGGAUUAACAAAAGGAUUGUGAGACCUCCGUUUGUUUUCUUCUCCGUUAGGAUCUGCGCGUGAUCUGUGAUUUUCUGARAGUGUGCCGUUCAAAACCGUGCUGCGGUCAUAGAAGACGAACAGAAUCCUUUUUUGGUGGUGAACAGAAUACACGCACGAGAUUUGACCAACCAGAUAAGCAGUAUUUUGCGAAUUUGCGCGUUCACCUUUUGAUGUGUCAAAAAAGUUAACCACCUCGAAAAUCCGCUUACGUUAGUUUGCGUGCAMGCCAAAAUUCCUUUUUACUGUAUCUGUCUACACUCUACACCCUAGACGGAAACUACAUGCAGUACGAAAUCUACUGAAGGAAUGCGCGAGGAUAAAUUUUCGAAGGAAUGUUGUUCUAUCGGAUGUUCCAUGGAAAUCACGACAACAAAAUCUCGAUUCUCUGUCAUUCUGGCGUUUGAUCUCGUUCACGAUGAUACCUGAACCGGCAUGSUGCCGUAGAUGCCUCAGUUUAGCAACAGAUACCUKAACCGGCAUGSUGCCGUAGAUGCCUCAGUUUGGCAAAAGAUCAAAACAAGCUCUGAAACUGUCUUCAAGCGUCGCAAUGAAUGAAUUAUUUCCAACAUUGCGAAACCAUUGUUUUUUUUUUAAACGAUGAUGCGGCAAAACAACUUGCUUUUGUAAAAAUAUGCGACCCACCAUGCUCUUCAAGAUAUUUUGUUAAUAAAACAGAAUGUCCCGUGUUGAUGUGAACAACAAACAUGAAUUCAUAUGGAAAAUGUCCUAUAGAGAUUCUAGCGAUGAAAAGCGGAUGUAAAGGUACGCUGAGACUACGUCAUUAUUUUGAAGUAUUAUUGUUUUAAUCAGAUGCCGUAUUGAAGUUGGAGUGUCACAAGAACCGAACAGACACACAAGUCCAGGUACUGACUUGRACUUCCCAAAAAUGCAUACGGCUAGAUCAAAAGGAAAGUUCUUUAUGCUCGAAGAGUUCAUAAGCUCCUCUCWCGACAACCAUUGAUCCCGCCAUGGGAUAAUACUCCGACACUUUUUUAAAUCUUUGUUGGAACCAAAAAGGAAGAAUAAGCAGUAUAUGUCAUCUCAUGACAAUGAACGUUGGGCCCACAUUGAAUGCCARAGGUUUCUCAACUAUUCGAUGUUAUUCAGAUCAACCGAAAACUCAUUCGACUCUUCAAUUUAUUUCCGCAGCUUCGUGAGUUGGCGAAAACUUAUCGCAAAUAUUUUCUUAAUGUAUCUGUCGCAAACGUUUAAUAAUAUGCAAAACACAAGUUAGCGCGGCGUGRAUUGAAUCAAAAUAAUUUCGAUGUUGACGGUGUAAGGGCAACCGAGUGAACAUCCACAGGACUGUUAGAUCUGUGUAUCGCUCAACUGCCCAGUUAAUCUUGGGAUGAAAAAAAGGAAUGCAUGUAAUUGCCACGGAUGGCUAUCAAGAUCCAGAGUGUACCACCCCGCUCGUUGUACGGAUUUCAAUUCAUGAUCAUAUCGAAGCAGCAACUCACCUUGCGACAAGCAUCGACGUGGGAACUUCUGGUCGGGAGUGUCCAAUUACGUUUGGACUCAACGCAACAAAAAAUCAUCGAGCAAUGAAAAUUGAUUAAAUUACUUGAUUCAAGCAUCGCUUAGUUGUUGUUUUCAUCAGUAAAUCAAUCGUCUUCUCAACGUGUGUUGUACAAAGGAAUAUCGUCCUGUUCUUUAGUCCACCAGGAGAUACAUUAAAUGAAAUCAAAUAUGACCCAACCUAUGAUCAACGUAAAAAUUGAAGUCAACAGGGAUACUGAUGAGAUCAGUAGUUGUAUACGAGCCCACUAUGAUGUGCAUCUUUUAAAUUUUUACAAAGAAAAAAAAGGAAGCCAUCAACUCUCAGGGCCUGCGAUCACAACCACACAUUCCAAAAGAUAUUAUGGAAUGGAAUCAAGGGUUGAUAUCGGGAAUCGUCCUACCAGAACGGUAAAACUCCCGCAUACCUUGCAUUCCAGGCGUUUGCUAUACUCUUCCACAAACGUAACGGAAACACAUCUACGGGUAAAGAACGUGUAUCCUGACUAAUUUGUGGAUUGACUAUUCAUGGUAUCGUGGUCUUACCAUUUCUGGUCUUCGCUGGAGUUUUCAUGGUAUGAACAUCAUUCUUUCCAAUAUCAUUCAAAUCCAAUCAUUGAUUCGCCUGUGGACUGUUUCGGCAAGUUUGAAGCCAGAUAAUCAUAAAGGUCAGAUGUAGAUGUAACUCGAGUCCAUUGAAAACCAGAUGUAUCUUUUGCCAACACGGUAUACAAAGUAAUGUGCGAACGCUAGUGACUCUCCUUUCAGAAGAAUGCAAAAGAAAAGUGUCUGGGAACGCAGUUCUCUUUGCGACAAGCAUCGUGCGCUAUCCGAAGAAGCGCAUGUUUGUUUCGAAUCCAAUCAUCACACAACCAUUUCGCAACGGCGUCUUCAAGAAUAGAAAAAAACUUGUCGCAUUUGUCAGCUUAAACCGUAAACCUGCUACUUACUUUCCAACACAGCAGACUUUUGCUCGCAUGGCUUCCUCAUUCCAAUACCAAAUAAUAACACCGAUAUAAG
Molecule: messenger RNA, 4147 nt
Organism: Pseudo-nitzschia multistriata
Lineage: Eukaryota; Bacillariophyta; Bacillariophyceae; Bacillariales; Bacillariaceae
Source: the annotation of a GenBank genome assembly